Paramecium sonneborni is the source of this 1140-nucleotide messenger RNA. The record is from the annotation of a GenBank genome assembly. NCBI's taxonomy places the organism in Eukaryota, Ciliophora, Oligohymenophorea, Peniculida, Parameciidae.
AUGGAUUUUGUUGAAGAAGUGUGCUCUGAUAAUACAGUGCGUUAGUAUAUUAAAGGUAAAUUCUUGGGGAAAGGAGGAUUUGCUAAAUGUUAUGAAUUUUCAUUUGGAGAGUAAUUAUAUGCUAGCAAAAUAAUUGGUAAAUCAACCUUAACAAGAUCUAGAACAAGAUAAAAAUUGAUGUCUGAAAUUAAGAUACAUAAAAGUCUCUAACAUUAAAAUAUAGUUGGGUUUCAUAAAUAUUUUGAAGAUGAUGAAAAUGUAUAUAUUCUUUUAGAAUUAUGCACUAAUUAAACACUAAAUGAAUUAUUAAAGAGAAGAAAAAGAUUAACAGAACUUGAAGUUUAAUGUUAUUUAAUGUAAAUUCUAAAAGCACUUAGUUAUUUACAUAAACAUAAAGUGAUUCAUAGAGAUUUAAAAUUGGGUAAUUUAUUUUUGUCAGACAAAAUGGAAAUAAAAUUAGGAGAUUUUGGAUUGGCCUCUUAAUUAGAAUUUGAAGGAGAAAGAAAACAUACAAUAUGUGGAACUCCAAAUUAUAUUGCUCCUGAAAUAUUAGAAUCGAAAUAUGGACAUAGUUUUGAAGUGGAUAUUUGGUCUUUUGGAGUAAUUGCAUAUACAUUAUUGAUUGGGAAACCUCCUUUUGAAACUAAUGAUGUAAAAAAAACUUAUAGAAGAAUUAAGAUGAAUGCUUAUCAAUUUCCAGAACAUAUAAUAAUUAGUGAUGAAGCUAAAUCAUUAAUUAGUUAAAUUCUAGUUAUAGAUCCAUCAAAAAGAUUAACUUUGGAUGAAAUAAAGAACCACGAAUUCUUUAAAGGUUUAAUUCCUGAAUUGUUACCAUUAAGCACCUUAACCUGUCCACCUUCAUCAUAAUUUAUUAGAUUAUAUUAGAAAUAAUAAUCAUAAAGUAUUCACAGGUUAGAAAAUACUUAAAAUCAUAUUUAAAAUGCAAAAUAAUUCCUCCAAUAUAGAAGUAUGGAUAGACUGUAAUUUUUAGAAUAGAAUGANUGUAUAUUCAAAAUUAUAUUUUUCAACAGUUAAAACCAUUUUUAUUUUUUAUUUACUAGACUUUGUUUAAUGUUUUAUCAAGAUUAUCAAUACUUUGAGAUGAAAAUAAUUUGUAAAAUUUAUGACUCUAAAUUCUGA